Messenger RNA from Rosa chinensis, 2337 nucleotides. RefSeq names its product pentatricopeptide repeat-containing protein At4g16835, mitochondrial-like. Lineage: Eukaryota; Viridiplantae; Streptophyta; Magnoliopsida; Rosales; Rosaceae. The record is from RefSeq and is a predicted model, not a curated record. Gene Ontology annotation, molecular function: protein binding; RNA binding. The transcript is spliced from 4 exons. The coding region runs from base 399 to 2075 and encodes 558 amino acids. Gene Ontology annotation, biological process: RNA modification.
AGCUCAAACCGCGUUCAGCUCCCUUUUCAAAAGAGAAUUACCAUGUUGCCUUUCUGAAACGAACCAACAUUGGCUAGAUUGGUCAAUAGACAAGGAUGGUUUAGUAAAUCGACUAAAUUCCAUUCUGAGCCUCUGGAUUAUAAACCUGCCUUUCUCUUCCAUUUGGACUAAACUUGCAGCUUUCCUCAGAAAUGCUAAAGAUAUACAGGAUGCUGUUGUGAAUGUCUGUGUGAUCGAUCAUACUCUCAUCUGCAUCAAAAGUUGGCGACUAAACAACUAUACAAAAGUACAAAACCUAAUUCAUCAACUCCUAUUGGUAUUCCAGUUCCAAGAACUCCAAUUGAUUUUCCUAACAACACAGAUUUGAACAGCAAAAGGCACAAGCACUACUGACUCAUAUGCUAGCUCAUGAACAAACCCAAUUGGUCCUGACCCAGACCCAAAAAACUAGCAGCGAGAUAUUCGAGGACGGCGGAGAGAUAGACGGGAGCGCCGCCGCCAUGCGGAGGUUAGAGGGAACCAUAGUCCUAACGACUUGGCGCCAGUUCUGUAAGCUCUCACCGCCCAGUUUGAAUCACAUUCACAUGCAUGCAAUUCCAUUUUCUGAUCGAAAUCCCACUCCCCAAAACAACAUUGUGUCAUGGAACAAAAUGAUCGCCGGGUACGUCCGAAAUGGCCAAAUGCGAGUUGCCCACAACCUGUUCGAUGAAAUGCCUGUCAAAGACCAAGUUUCCUGGAACACCAUCUUAUCGGGCCUGCACAACACCAAAGACCCAGAUGGAGUUAAUCGAUGUUUCUUGCAAAUGAGAAGAGAUGGGUUUAGACCAAAUGAGUAUACCAUCUCCAUAGUAUUGAGAGCCUUUUUGGGGACCGUGCUUAAUGUUUUGGUCCCGCAGAUUCAUGCCUUGGCAAUACUCUCGGCGCUCAACUCAACUGUGUUUGUUGGGUCGGCACUUAUGAAAGGGUAUGCAAAUGUAGGGGAUGGAGUGGCUAUGGCUAGAGUAUUCGAUGAGAUUUCGGCCAAGGAUGUGUCAUCUUGGAAUGCAUUGAUUUCGAGUUACAUGGAAUUGGGGUGCAUGCAUGACGCUCAAAGAGUUUUUGGUGGGAUGCCGGAGAGGAAUGUAGUUUCUUGGACUAGUUUAGUAAAUGGGUAUAUCAGAAAUGGGAGGGUUAACAAAGCUCGCUCCGUUUUCAAUAAAAUGAGUGCAAAAAAUGUGGUCUCAUGGACUGUUAUGAUCAGUGGUUAUGUGAAGAAUCAGAAAUUUGUAGAUGCUUUGGAACUUUUCCUCUUGAUGUUGAAGUCAGGGACUCUGCCCAAUCAGUUCACAUUUUCAAGUGUGCUGGAUGCAAGCGCUGGCUGUUCUUCACUUAUCUUCGGUCAGCAAGUACACUCGCGCAUCUUAAAGUCUGGUAUACCGGAGGAUGUAACCUUGUCAACCUCGCUUGUUGAUAUGUAUGCAAAAUGCGGUGAUAUUGCUGCAGCGUUUUGUAUUUUUGGAUCCAUGCCAAAGAAAAACUUGAUAUCCUGGAAUUCAAUUAUAGGAGGUUAUGCAAGGCAUGGAUUUGCCACAAGAGCAUUGGAGGAGUUUGAGAGAAUGACCAACUGUGGUGUUAGGCCUGAUGCAGUUACAUUCACAAAUGUGUUAUCAGCUUGUGCACAUGGUGGGAUGAUUGAAGAAGGAAAAAGCCUCUUUAACACCAUGAAGUCAAAGUUCGGAAUGGAACCACAGGUGGAGCAUUAUGCUUGCAUGGUGGACCUCUAUGGGAAAGCAGGUGAGCUAGAGGAAGCGGAGAAGUUGAUACAUGGGAUGCCAUUUCAGCUGGAUAUUGUUAUUUGGUGUGCGUUACUUGGUGCUUGUGGUUUGCAUUCAAGUUUGGAACUUGGUGAGUCUGCGGCAGAGGAACUUGAUAAACUAGAAAGUGACCAUGCUGCAAUAUAUUCAACGCUUUCAAGGAUUCAUGGGGAAAGAGGAGUUUGGAAUAGUGUGCUCGAGUUAAGGAAGAAAAUGAAAGAGAAAGGCGUUCAAAAGCAGAAUGCAGUUAGCUGGGUUGAGUCUGCACGAGUAAUUAGAUAAACCACUAGUAUCUUCCUCGUUGCUGAUCUUAAUCUACUCCAAACCAUCUGGCUACAGUACUCAUAAAAAUGCAUGCCUGCUUCCAACAAAGACUCACUCGUCUAGAUGAGCAAAUUUACUUGUUUGUAAGUGGCUAUCUCCACCUGGGGAGCAGCCAAAGGAGUCACAAUUGGAGUCAAAAUCUCCCCUGACACCUUACUCUUAUUGGUCUCCCAAUGGAGAGAUUCUCUUCGGGUACAAUCUCAGGUUCUGGUUAAUCAAC